Drosophila subpulchrella is the source of this 958-nucleotide messenger RNA. RefSeq names its product melanization protease 1-like. The transcript is spliced from 4 exons. The coding region runs from base 1 to 888 and encodes 295 amino acids. Lineage: Eukaryota; Metazoa; Arthropoda; Insecta; Diptera; Drosophilidae. The record is from RefSeq and is a predicted model, not a curated record. Gene Ontology annotation, biological process: proteolysis. Gene Ontology annotation, molecular function: serine-type endopeptidase activity.
AUGAAGAUCGUCGCAACUGUUAUUACCCUGAUUUCAGGGAUUAUCAUUGGAAAUGGACAGAUCCCUGUAACAUUCCUGGAUCCCAAUUGCGGAGUUUCGACUACUGGGGCUAGAGUUAGCCCUAUGAUGAUCAAUAGCGCACCGGCAGAUAUGUUUGGUAAUCCAUGGAUGGCAUUGAUACAUAGUACUACCAUCGGCAUGUGCGGUGGAUCGCUCAUAACAGACCGCUUCGUGCUUAGUGCUGCCCAUUGCGUAAGUUACAGCCCCGCGGUAGUAUACCUAGGGGAGUUUGACAGAUCUACCAUCAUCGAUUGCUCGACCACAGCCUGCAUGCCAAACGCCAUUGCAAUUCCCGUCGAUGGUUACAUAAGUCACCCAAAUUAUUACCAUUUUAGCCAGAAUGAUAUAGCAUUGUUUCGACUGGCCAUGCAGGUGCAGUAUACAGACUACAUAAAGCCAAUUUGUCUGCCGACCAACUACAAUCCAUUGGAUUACAUCAGUUCCUUGACUGCCACUGGAUGGGGUAACACAGAAAAUGGAUCCCCUAGCAGCAUAUUAAGGACCGCCAACUUGAUGCAAGUGCAUCGAUCAUAUUGCUCAGUCAUAUUCGGAUCUAAAGUGGAUACAUCUCAUAUCUGUGCUGCAGGCUUUAACUCGGGUACAUGCGCGGGAGACUCUGGGGGCCCAAUAUCCGCUAAAAUACAAUUCAACGAUGGUUCAAACCGUGUUGUUCAGCUCGGAAUUGUCAGCUAUGGCGGAAGACCAUGCUUAAAUUAUUCGGUCCACACGAAUGUCAUGCAUUAUAUCAACUGGAUCCUGGAAGUCGUGCAACAAUACACACAGACUACUCAAGUAUACCAAGCACCACCAAUUUACUAUUAUACGUGAUCGUGGGAUGAUUCCCAAUUUUCAGCAAGAGCAACCCUUAAACUAUUAAAGAACAUAGUUUAUUUUUGAA